ACAUUCUUACAUUGUUCUGACAAUUGGAGUCUCAGCCUCGCAUUUUUCUAGAAAAAGAGCAAGUUCAGAUAAAGAGUUCGACGGUCAAGCAGGAGACGAUGGGUACUAGAAUUCUUCAGUGCUGCAUGUUGUUUAUCUUAUGCCAUUUUGUUGUUUCAGAUUCAAGCUUUGCAGAGAAACCUCAUUCAGAAGCAAUGUGGCAAAAUAAAGUACUAGAUAACCAGGAAAACAAACUGUUGUCUUCCUCAGAAUUUGGUACACAGCUUGAUACAAUUCCAAUCAUCAAUCCGACAACUCCCUCGACGACAACCCCCAUAAUAAAUCCUCCAUCACCAACCACUGCAACUCCUACAUACAAUCCCACUCGACCGCCACCUGCAACUCCUACAUAUAACCCCAUGCCACCAGCUACCACAACUCCCACAUACAACCCAAUGCCACCAACAACCACAACUCCGACGCCAAGUGGUCCUACUUCGUCUGGAGGAUCUUGGUGUAUUGCAAGUCAAAGUGCUUCAGAAACUGCUCUACAGGUAGCUCUUGACUAUGCAUGCGGUUAUGGAGGUACCGAUUGUUCUGCAAUACAACAAGGCGCGUCAUGUUACAAUCCAAACACCCUCCGUGACCAUGCUUCGUAUGCAUUCAACAGCUACUAUCAGAAGAAUCCUGUUCCUACUAGCUGCGCAUUUGGAGGAGCAGCACAACUUACCAAUAAGGACCCAAGUUCUGGAAGUUGUCGCUUUGCAACGCCUAGGACCGCCCAAAGCACAAGUCCACCAGCCAAUCCUUCACCGAUCAAUCCAUCACCAGUUACUCCUACUCCUCCUGCUCCCAGUACACCCACAGGAUCUGGCUCUAUGCCAAGCCCGACAAUAUUUGAUGGAUCAGAACCAACAGCUACUCCGAAUUCAGGAGUUCCUCUGUCUCUUGACCUGAUGCUGUUCUUCACAGCAACUAGUCUACUUUCCAUAGCAACAAAUCUUUUCUGAUUCUAAGAAAUCGUCUUCCACAGCAGAGUACAAGGUCUGACAUGCACCACUACCAAUGAGAUCUCGAGCACUUUCCUUGCCAUUAGACAGUCGUUGUAAUUCAUUUGUUAAGUAGGGAGUUCUAUAACAGAUUAGGAAAGCAGAUAAAAUGAAGCGUAGCACCAUAAAUGUAGUGGCGUCUUUAUGGAUAAACACUAUGUAGAUUAGUGGAUACUUCGACAGGGUAUUGUACUACUAUAUAAUGUAUACUUAUACAGAGAAUAAUUUCCGGAUUAGAGGUUUAUAUAUAGUUACUACUACUUACUAGUUACUACAG
Molecule: messenger RNA, 1305 nt
Organism: Daucus carota subsp. sativus
Lineage: Eukaryota; Viridiplantae; Streptophyta; Magnoliopsida; Apiales; Apiaceae
Product: carbohydrate-binding X8 domain-containing protein
Exons: 4
Coding region: 99-989 (296 amino acids)
Source: RefSeq, a predicted model, not a curated record